AUGAUCGAGAAUACAAGAUGGUGGAAUAGGGUGAAGACAGUUAAAAUGGAUGGAGAAGGAUUAGCUGAUGAGCAGAAAGGCCACCAUUCAGAGAGGACAGGCCAGUGGCAGAAGGACACCUGGAGACCCGUGAACACAGGGAAGCAGCAGAGACAGCAGAGUGGUGCUGAGGCACCAGAUGCCUCAGCUAUCAGCAGAGCACCACUCAUGGUGUCAGCCAUGAAGAGUGGCCUGAACGGGACUUAUUCCAAGGUGACCGAAUUUAUUCUGCUGGGAUUCCGGACAUCGCCCGAAGUACAGAUCCUCUUAUUCUCGCUGUUCUUGCUCAUCUACACAGUCAUUGUGUUGGGGAAUAUGAGCAUGUUACUGAUCAUUUGGACAGACUCCAGACUUCACACGCCCAUGUACUUCUUCCUCAGAAAUCUAUCCUGUUUAGAUCUCUGCUACUCCACGGUCAUUGCCCCCAAAACUCUGGCUCUGUUCUUGUCCCAAGACAAGAAAAUCUCUUACAAUGGCUGUGCUACACAGUUCUUCUUCUUCGCUCUCUUUGUGGGGACUGAAGGAUUUCUUCUGGCCGUGAUGGCGUAUGAUCGCUUCUCGGCCAUUUGUUUUCCUUUCUUGUAUACCGUGCGCAUGUCUCAGCCGGCUUGCGUCCGUUUGGUGGUCGGUUCGUACAUCUGCGGGGGCAUCAACUCCAUGACACAAACAGGCUUCACCUUCAGCCUGCGUUUCUGUGGAGAAAACAGACUGGACCACUUUUUCUGUGACGUCCCAGCCCUCAUCAAGAUCUCUUGUGUUGACCCCUUCGUGAAUGAGCUUGUACUGUUUCUCCUCUCUGCGCUCAUCAUCAUCAGCACCACAACUGUCAUUCUGGUUUCCUACGCCUACAUCCUCGCCACUGUCCUCAAGAUCCCCUCAGCCCGCGGCAGGAGGAAGACCUUCUCCACCUGUGGCUCCCACAUCACCGUGGUGAGCUUAUUCUAUGGAACUGUGUUCUUCAUGUACACCCAGCCGGGGGCCAUCUCCUCACCAGAGCAAAGCAAGGUGGUGGCUGUGUUCUACACGCUGAUCAUACCCAUGGUUAACCCUCUGAUCUACAGUUUAAGGAAUAACGAGGUGAAAAGUGCCUUGAAAAGGAUCUUGGUGAAAAAAAAACAUCUUUUCUGUUGUGUGUUUUCAGAUGCCUGCUUUCAGGUUAGCAGCAGUAUCAGGCAGAAGUGCAUAGGUUUCCAUGUACCUCCUACCCCUACACCUUCAGAGCUGCCCACACCAUCAGCAGUUUACAGCUGA
Messenger RNA from Ochotona princeps (American pika), 1290 nucleotides. Its product is annotated as olfactory receptor 9S13-like. Gene Ontology annotation, cellular component: membrane. Gene Ontology annotation, biological process: sensory perception of smell; G protein-coupled receptor signaling pathway. NCBI's taxonomy places the organism in Eukaryota, Metazoa, Chordata, Mammalia, Lagomorpha, Ochotonidae. Bases 1 to 1290 code for a protein of 429 amino acids. Gene Ontology annotation, molecular function: G protein-coupled receptor activity; olfactory receptor activity; odorant binding. The record is from RefSeq and is a predicted model, not a curated record. The transcript has 3 exons.